Molecule: messenger RNA, 1503 nt
Organism: Ziziphus jujuba (common jujube)
Lineage: Eukaryota; Viridiplantae; Streptophyta; Magnoliopsida; Rosales; Rhamnaceae
Product: protein RETARDED ROOT GROWTH, mitochondrial-like
Exons: 2
Coding region: 587-1069 (160 amino acids)
Source: RefSeq, a predicted model, not a curated record
GCUGAUACGAGGACUGACCGCGUGGGUUAUGUGCGGAUAAAAAAUGUAAUCAAAAUGGUAGCCUUUCGACUUGCACAGCUGGCAGGAAUGGCCCAGAUUGAAGGCUUCCUCACGUGUGAAAUUUUGGCCAAAGCUCUCCCCUUUGCAAGCUCUCCCCUUCGUAGCUCUUCCCUUUGCAUUCGCACCUCUCUUCUCUUCUCUUCUCUUCUCCUCGCACCACCAUUCUCUACAAAUAAGAGAAGAGUGUGUUUCUUUUUAUUAUUUCAAUCAAUUAUAAUAAUUUUUCCAGUUUUUGUCUUGAAUGUAUAUCACUGCAAAUGUAGAAUAGGACAGUUACCAAUUUGUAGAAAUAAAAAUAAUUAAAAACUCUUCCAUUUUGGAGUGUGAGGAAUCAAUUUCCAUAUUCUCCAUCUCUGCUUGCAAUCUCGUCUUUCAAUCUUUAAUUAGUUGCCAACUUACCCACAUAUAUGUAUAUGUGAACAAGCUCUGCAAACGCCAUUGAAAGUUGCCGAACUCUUCCUUUUGGUUUGCAUGGACUUUGAUAAACGAACAUAGCGAUUUUACCUUUUUCAAAGCAUUUCAGUGAAUGGGCAGGUGGAGACGAGCUUCCUUUCUUCUCCACCACAUAACCGCUGCAGCCAAAUCUCUUGCUCUAAACCCUUCUUUCUCUUCCAAGCCUGUCCAUCUUUCAAAUCGUUCAAGACCCACUUACCAUUUCCUCAGUUUAAGACGUUUCUCUGCACUCCCAUCUCGGGUCCUUGUUGAUACCGAUGAAUUUGAUUCUGAGGAUCCACACUCUUGUCAAAACUAUGGAUUUGGAGUCCAGGAAGAUGAGGAUACAGGAAAGAUUCCUGUCAAAGCCUAUUUUCUCUGUACCAGCUAUUUUGGAAUUUUGGUAAAGCUGGUGCGAGGAGAAGAGAAGAGAGGUGCGAAUGCAAAGGGAAGCGCUGCGGAGGGGAGAGCUUUGGCCAAAAUUUCACGCGUGAGGAAGCCUUCAAUCUGGGCCGUUCCUGCCAGCUGUGCAAAUCGAACGGCUGCCAUUCUGAUCACAUUUUUGGUCCGCAUAUAACCCAUGCGGUCAGUCCUCUUACUAGCCUCUCUGUUUACAUAUAUAUUCAUAUAUAUAUUUAUAUAUAUUUACAACAAGAAGCAGCCGAGAUGAACCACAAUCCGUUCAAUUAUGCCCGGGUGGCCGAACGUGGGAGUGGUAUCAGCAUUGACAAUGGCAUGUGGGAGUUGGAGAUUGACAAGUACCAUUUCACUUUCAAUGAAGCUCAUGCUCAUCCCGAAUUUAUUAAGAACAUACUUUUUUCUAUGAAAUUAUAUAUAUAGGGGUUUCCUACUUCUUUUGGAAGAUGUUUUUAGUUUUUCCUAUGGAGAGAAAACCAAGUGUGUUAUAGUUUCAAGCAAUUAAGAACUAGUUUGUUUCAAUUUUCUAUCCCCCGAGGUCAUAUUUGUGCACGUCUUUCUUAAUUUCUUUGAUUUUAUAUAAUUAAUCGUAAC